This is a messenger RNA of Bipolaris oryzae ATCC 44560, 1098 nucleotides long. RefSeq lists its product as uncharacterized. NCBI's taxonomy places the organism in Eukaryota, Fungi, Ascomycota, Dothideomycetes, Pleosporales, Pleosporaceae. The record is from RefSeq and is a predicted model, not a curated record. Bases 1 to 1098 code for a protein of 365 amino acids. The transcript has 3 exons.
AUGCGAUUUUCAACUCUCAUCCCCCUUCUCCUCGCGGCAGGUGUCGCCAAUGCCCAGUUUGGUGGACAAGGCAACAAUGGUGGACAAGGCAACAAUGGUGGACAAGGCAACAAUGGUGGACAAGGCGGCCAGAAUAACGGACAAAACAACGGCCAGAACAAUGGUCAGAACAAUGGCAACAACAACAACAACGGUGGAAACAACAACAACAAUGGCGGCAACAACAACAACCAACUCUGCCUCAACCCCGACAACGUUCAGGAUGCCAGUAAAUCUAAUGGACUUGGAGGCCAAGCAGAGGACGGACAGGCUCCUUCCAACACCGAUAAUGCCAACUUCAUCAACUUCUGUCAAGGCAAGACUAAGACCAACGGUCUUCAGGUCCGUGAGGGUUCUUGUAACGGCAUUAUCUACGGAGAUAUCCCUUCUGUCAAUAACAUGAUCUCCACUGUCUUUGUCAACCCCAAGAAUGGCGACACUAUUCAAGCCAACCAGGCAAUCACCUUCGCCGUCAAGACCAACAACCUGGUGGCUGGCUCGUUUACCAACCCCGACAACACCUACUACGCAGCUCCCCAAACUCUCCAGGGCGGAAACAUUGUUGGCCACACGCACAUCACUGUCCAGGACCUGAAUGGCAACAUCAACGGCGAGAAUCCACCUAACCCACAGACGUUUGCUUUCUUCAAGGGUGUUAACACCGCUGCCAACGGCCAGGGUCAACUUACUGCCGACCUUGCCGAUGGUCUUCCUGAUGGUGUCUACCGUGCCUGCACUCUUACCUCUUCCAGCAACCACGCACCUGUUAUCAUGCCCGUUGCCCAGCGUGGUCCCCAGGAUGACUGUGUAAGAUUCACUGUUGGCGGCAAUAACAAUAACAACGGCGGCAACAACAACAACAACAACGGUCAGAACAACGGACAAAACAACGGACAGAACAACGGACAGAACAACGGCCAGAACAACGGCCAGAACAAUGGACAAAACAACGGUCAGAACAACGGCCAAGGCCAAGGUGGACAGGGCGGUCAAGGUGGCUUCGGUGGACGUCGUGGCCGCGGUCGUGGACGUUUCUCCCGCCGUCACUACAUCGCAUAA